AUGAAGCUACGAGAGUGCCGCUGUGCAAUGCCAACUGCGAACCGUGGAUUUAUGGGAUGCAUCGAUCGGAAAAGGGAAAAAAGCGGAUUCGCUACGACAGAACAAAUCUCCUAUCAAGGAAAACGUAGUGGAAAAAGGCGAGAAAGUGCUCAAAAUCUACAAAACAAGAGCCCGCGGCAAGAACUGAAGGUCGAGGAGUGGCAAGAAACUGGACAAGCGGAUUCGAGUAAAAUCGUCAUAGACCCCUUGUUGAAACCGAGUAAACGGAAACGCGAAAAGUUGGUAAUUGACAACACACAAUAUGAGAAAAUGCCAAUGUGUGGUAUUGAAGUGCGACUGCCGGUCGGUUUGAAACCGUAUCCUACACAGAAACUUAUGAUGGUACGUAUAAUUACGGCGCUGACGAAGAGGCUGAACUUGCUAGCUGAAAGUCCCACGGGAAGUGGAAAGACUCUGGCGCUUCUUGGAUCUAGUUGCGCUUGGAUUGAAGAUUAUAAGAAGAAACGGCAGGAGGCAAGUACGGCUUGCCCGGUCCACAGCAACAACGUAGGAUCUGGUUCUUUAUCAGCGACACGAGGUUCUAAGGGUCCAGAAGUAGGUAUCGAAAACAUCAAGCAGGAAAUAAUGGAUGAGCCUUUGCCAGAUACACCAUACAAGUCUUCGCUACUGUAUGACAACGAAUUCUUUAACGAUUUUUCUAGCAGUCCAUCUGUGCAACCGAACAUUGCAAUACGUGAUUCACCCAAUUCCUCACCUUCUGAGAAAAAUGGGCAGAAGGAGUGCUCAUGCUUACCGAAAGUCCGAAUAUAUUACGGGACCCGCACCCAUAAGCAGAUUGCACAAGUAGUUAAAGAAUUCGCACGAUUGCCUUAUGGAGGCAUAGUCACCCACACUAUCUUGGCUAGUCGUGAGCAGUCGUGUAUUAAUGUAGCUGCCAGGGAAUCAAGAGAUGUUUCUGCUUACUGUAAGGAGCUUUUGUCGUCUGGAGGAAUGGGAUGCCGUUUCAAAGAUGCUAUGAAGGGGCGGUACGAAAAACCUCAGUAUCUAAGAUUUGUUCUUCAACAAAUGGAUUCCGUUGUUUUUGAUAUCGAAGAGCUUGUCGACUCUUUGUCAUCGAUGGGUUCUCCGAUUUGCCCAUACUUCUCCUCAACUCGAUUACUUACUCAGGAUGCCGAUAUUGUUUUCUGUCCUUUCAAUUAUUUAGUGGACCCAAUUAUCCGGAACUCCUCUGACGUACACCUAAAGAAUAGUAUAGUUAUAUUGGACGAAGCACACAACAUCGAAGACAACUGUCGUGAUGCUGCCAGUUUUACUUUCUAUGAAAAGGAAAUAUCGGAUGCUCUAGCAAAUGUAAGAGAAAAAGAGAACCUAGUGUUGCAGUUGAUAGAGAAGUACUCUAGCGCAGCUGAGUUAAUGGACGGCUUAGAGAAGGAAGCGACAAACAUGUCUGUGGAAAGGUGCACUCGGGAUUUGAAACGAAUUACAGCGCUGGCCCUUCUUGUAGACGACAUGUUCAGAUGGUUUCGAGAUUCUGCACCUAAACUUCUAGAAAAUGCUAAAAGUGACGGCUCUGGAAAACUUUCAAAUACAGUAAACCACGGCUAUCUAGAGGUGGAUUUGAGGCGAUUCCAUUUACACCCUGACGACUCACGCUAUAAAGUUGUUGAGGUUUCUUACAAAGAUUUACUUGCAAGCUAUCAAGAAGAGCAGGAUAAUCGACUUUUAGAGAACAAAAUCAGCUCCACUGCUAUAGUAUGUAUCGAGAAAUGGCUUUAUUUCAUCGAGUUUUUCAGAGAUGAGAACAAGAGAAGCAUGUACAAGCUAAAUGUUAGCAGUGAAAAAGUGUAUCAGUAUAACGAUCGUGGAUCUUACAUCCGAGGAGGCCCGCCUCGGGGAGCCCAGGCUGGCCCCAAAAACGUCAACUAUAGUCAGGUAACUGGCGAGGAUUCCGAUGUCUGGCUAUCAUCAACCCUAGGACCACCUGCUCACGAUCCCAUCCGGUCCGGCUAUCGUACUUCGUUUAGCUUGUGGUGCAUGUCGCCCGAGCUUUCGUUUACGAAUGCUUUCUCUGAAUGUCGUUCCGUUAUUCUUGCUUCUGGAACACUAUGUCCUGUGGAGACGCUGAAGACGGAACUAGGCUUGAGAUUCCACUCACAAAUGGAGGGUGAGCAAGUCAUUCCUUCUGAGCAGAUUUUUGCGUCUGUGUUGCCAGUGGGUCCAUCUGGCCAUAGGCUUUGUGCAACGUAUCGAAAUGUUAGCGAUGACAACAACCCAUUCAUAUGUGAACUCGCAUUAACUAUACGCACUGUCUGCCUGACCGUCCCAAAGGGAAUUCUAUGUUUCUUCCCUAGCUACCGUAUGAUGACGUUAGUCUAUGAAUACAUGGAAGGCACUUCGAUGUUGCGGCAAAUUCAAUAUCGAAAAGUCGUUGUGAAAGAACCUAGACGAUCUUCAGAGUUGCCUAUCGUCAUGGAAGCAUAUGAGGAUGCUAUAAGGAACUCCACUCGCCAUGGUCGUCACGUAGAUGGUGCCUUGAUGCUAGCAGUUUUCCGUGGAAAGGUUUCUGAAGGAAUCGAUUUUGCCGAUGAUCUUGCAAGACUAGUGAUCUCCGUGGGCAUUCCGUUUCCUAAUGCAAUGGAUGAUUUAGUAAAAGAAAAGAGGAUGUAUAAUGACGAGUUCUGUAAAACUAAGGCACUGCUGACGGGACAUGAGUGGUAUGUAUCGCAAGCCUAUCGUGCUCUUAAUCAAGCGCUCGGCAGAUGUUUACGGCAUCGAAAUGACUGGGGAGCGCUCAUUUUGGUUGACGAGCGAUUGGUUGAACAAGCGACGAAGCCAGGAGCGAAAAUAGCGUCUUCUGCUCGUGUCUCGACGUGGAUUCGGAAACAGCUGGUUGUUUAUGACCAGUUCAAGAAUUUCGAGACAUCUUUAUCGGACUUCGUCCGACGUAUGCAGUUAAAAGACGAAGAAAAGAAUUUUGAUACUCUUCUGCUACUUGAUGUCGAUGGUUCUGUAGAUGGACUUAAUUUUUCCGGGAAACUUUUCGUUGAUCCUGGAGAACGCUCAUUCACAGUUGUUGAGUUCAAACAAGACGGGAGAAAAGAAGAGCACAAAUUUUUCGCUGACGAGUUCGUAUCGUUCGCCUGCCCUCCCAGCAAGUCUACAGCUCAGCAGUUUGCACUAACUUUUUCCUUACCUAAACAACCAUCUGGAAGAUUCCAGAAGCGAAAACGCACACUUAUUGUUAAAACUCCUGACUACUCUCAGAAGAUCAAGGAUAUUUACGAAGAGUUGAAAAAGGCCUUCCGUAACAUGUCUGAGAAUCCUUCUCGUUUUGUCAACAGUUCAAGUACGUCACCAGUAGGAAUGCUGCGAAGUCGUCCUGAUCCUGUAAAAACUGUGAAGAGCUCUCGCUUGGAACAUAAACAUCGGAUUCCGAAAUUCAUUUUCGACGACACACCUCCAAUUAGAUGUUCAGAGCCUUUUUCGUCAAAUGUUUGCAAGAAAUCGCCUAGUGUCACAAGCACCAAGUCCCCACUUUCAAGUGGAUGCAAGGACUACAUUGGCCCAACAACCGCGGCGUCUGAUAUUCCUGUUGAUUUCUCAUCUUCCAGAGAUCAAGUAUCAGUAAGCAAGACCCAGGAAAAUGAACGAGAGGGUCCUUCAAACGACAUAAUUAUAAUAAACGACAGUGAAGCUCAUCUCUCGAACAAAUGCAGUAAUGAAUCUGUUCGGUCAACUACGUCGAAAUAUCCUAAGCCGGCUUCUGUUGUGCAAUCAGAAAAUAAUUCUACUGAUGCUUCGUUAAAUCCGGAGUGGUCGGAAAAUCCUGCAAGGAAACUGAAUUUUUCAAAAGAGCCGCAAUGUCGAAAGAUCAAGAAAUCUAACGGUCCGGAUAGGUCUUCGCAAGGAAGCAUAAUAUCAGUAGUUGAGAAGGAAGCACUCGAAUCUUCUACUAUUCGUGUCACAGCACCAUUCAAAGCACGUCCGCAUACGGUUACCUUCAAGCAAAAAAGGGAAGACUAUACGCAUUCUAAACCAUCACUGGCGAAGAGACUUGCGUCAGACUUCAGGAAAGAGCCAAUACCGAAUGAUACUGCAAUUGAUUUGAGCGGUCUUAAUUCUCCUUCGCUUUAUGGAUCAUCAACGCCUAACUCAUCCAGCAAGCAGCAACAGAAACGUCCUGGCGAGAUAAUCAGCCCUCGUCCACAACUACUGGCUGACUCGAUAUCUUCAUCUCGAUGCUUGCUCACUCCACCUUCUGGGUCGAAGGGUCUAUACAACACUUCCUUCCUCAGUAACAGGGAAUCUGUGACUCCAAGCAGGAAAAGGAAGGAGAUCGAAGAUUUUUCUCCGAAAGAUUUUGAUGACAUGGAUUCUGCAGGCAACCUUUUUCCUACUACUUCGGACCAACAGCCAUCACCGUAUUCUUAUCGAGGACUGGAGAACUUGACGAACUCAUGUUACAUGAAUGCGACUCUACAAGCGUUAGCAUCAGUUUUUCCUUUCUAUUAUCGCAUGCAGAUGAUCCAGCAUCGUCGUGAUGAAGGAGGAUAUGAAUGCUCUGAGUUCGUCAGGCGAUUUAAUGAUGUUCUUCACAACCUUGUGUCGCCAGAUCGAGAUGUAGACACUAAAUACGGUGCUGCGACAAAAGUUGCGGUUUUGGAGGCGCUAAGAACAGCCGCAGGAAAAGAACUGGGAUCAGAUCCUGAUUUUGGAUCCAACAUGCAGCAAGAUGCUCACGAGUUUCUGGCCAAAACUCUGGAAAUUUUAGAGAAAGAAGCUAUGCGUAAGAAGAGGAAUCUCAUUUUCACCAACGAAAAAACAAAAAAUCCAUCUGUCGAGCAACCCGUUUCUUCAACAUCGUCGAGUAGAAAUCCAGCAGGAGUAUUUCAACACAAGAUCAGGGAUAGAUUCGGUUGUGAACGAUGCGCACGAGCGAGUGAAAUGACCAACGAUGCGAUCGACUUAACAGUUACUGUGAGCGCCGGAGAAUCCAUACAAAAAAUGAUAGAGAACGCUUUGGCACGGGAAGAAAUUGAGUAUAAAUGUGACCAUUGUGGUACUGGUGCCGGAUUUAUUAGUCGUGCAUUUGCAACGUUGCCACAAUCUUUGAUCGUUGUGGUUAAACGCUAUCGCUUUGGAGAAGCAGGUGGCAGUAAGGUUGAAGAAAGAAUUGGUGUUAGCAGAGAGCUAUUUCUCAAAGAUCUGUUUGUUGAUUCGGAAGUUAAGAAGCAGGAAGGUGUCGCUAGGCGAAGCUUAUCGCGAUCUGUUGAAUCUUUUAUCGGCGAUCCAAAGGAGAAUGGGCGUUCCGAUGACAGUGGUGUGAAUUCUGAAGUUGAAAGUGUGAUAACUAUUGAUGACCAAACUCAAUUCUCUGGAAAGGAGGAGGAUUUUGGUUCGGCAAAUGUCUCUGUAAUCGGCAAUGAGGAACUCAAAGAAUGCGUUUUUGAAUUGUCUCAGGGAUCAGCUAACAUGAAAACAUGUGAAAGCCCUCGGAGUACUGCCGAAUCGCACAUCACGAUUGAUAAGCAUGAUACGCAUACCGCCCUAGAGAAGUCAGACACAGCUUCAUUGGAAGUGGGAAAUCAAUCACAUCCGCUAUCGCGUCUGGCGCUGUCGCCUCUGAAGAUGAAUCGGGCAGAUACGAUCCAAGAUGAAAAACCAGGUGAUCCAUAUGGGUUUCCAAGAAAAAUGCGAGUUGUGGAAGGUAUGGAUAUGGACACUAGCGUAUCAUCUUCCAUUAGCGAGUGCAUGCUGGAGUAUCAUGAAAAGGAAAACGCCAUAUUCAAUCCAAUAAAAGUAGUCCCAGAAAUAGAAGGUCCUAUCAUCAAACAAAGUGGUGGGUACUUGAAAGAGACUACACCGGAUACUGAGAGUGCUCGCAGUGGCGAUGGUUCAACUGCUUCCCGUGAAGCUGCAGACGUUCCUAAUGACAUUGGUUCGGCAUCUACUCAGUCAGAAGAUAACGUUCUGGAGAAAGAUGUGAACUCUCUUAAACUGUCUGAUAGCGCAAAUGUGCCAAAUAAGAGAGCACGCUUGGACGACAGUCAGAUCGUUAACGAAGAAAAAACCAAAGUCAAGGACACCAGUUCUUCCGUUGUUCCAACAGAACCAAGCACUUCGUACGCUCGUCAAAUAACGGAACCGUUGAGACCGUCAUCGCGAACUCCUGGGAAGUACGCACACACACCGACAACCCCAUUACUUGAACAAAUAUCAGUUGUGGGGGAAUUCGAGGAAAAAGUCGUUUUGGUCUUCCGACCAGUUUUCGAAGAGCGUCAAAAACAGUGGUGUCAGCGAUUUGGCUUCAGAUAUUUUGGGUCACCAGAACUUCGCAAAAAAAUGUUUGGUCGCGAGGUUGAAUUCACGCUACGUGAUAUGCCGCAAAGUUGUGAAGUCCGCGGCGACGGGAACUGCCUGUUCCGUACACUCUCUUGGUGGAUAACUGGUGGCAACGAAAGAGAAUACUUCCGGUUGCGCGAAAAGCUCGUUUCAUUCAUGACUAAGUAUCGGUCGAAAUUUGCGAAUUUGCUUCUUAAUAAGGAAGACAUGAACACCCAUCUAGAGAGAAUGUCAGAGGAUGGUGAAUGGGGAACACAAGUAGAACUGGUUGCGGCCGCUUGCUGGUUAAAGGUGAAUAUCUACACAUUCCUAGAAGGGAAAUGGCUUCGCUACAGACCUCUUUUCCGAUGGAGCUUUGACGGAAAUCCAGCAAUAGCCAUGUCUCGAGAUGAGUGCACCGAUGAUAUGGGAGCCAUUUUCAUAUGCAAUGCGAGUGGGUGCCACUUUCAGCCUGCUGUUAGUGUUGAACCGCACAUUACUAGACGUUGUUUACGUCCACGCAAAGAGAGAGAAUUCGUGAAGGAAGCCUCACCAAUACGUGGUACUCCUGAACCCCCUUACGUGUUCAAUAGCGCAGAUGGACCAGUUUAUUCUUUAUCAGCAGUGAUUUGUCAUCAUGGAGAUUCUCUUCUGACUGGACAUUAUUCUACAUUUGCUUUGGAUGCCACUCGACGGGAAUGGCUGGAUUGCAAUGAUCAUAUCAUCACAAAGGUUUCCGAAGUGGAGGUAAUUGAUAAUUCGGCUUCAUCGGGCUACAUUUUCAUUUACAAUCGUGUGGAAGACUCAAUGAAUAGAUUGUGA
Molecule: messenger RNA, 7143 nt
Organism: Necator americanus (New World hookworm)
Lineage: Eukaryota; Metazoa; Nematoda; Chromadorea; Rhabditida; Ancylostomatidae
Exons: 66
Coding region: 1-7143 (2380 amino acids)
Biological process (GO): nucleotide-excision repair; double-strand break repair involved in meiotic recombination; protein deubiquitination
Cellular component (GO): cytosol; nucleus
Molecular function (GO): hydrolase activity, acting on acid anhydrides, in phosphorus-containing anhydrides; ATP binding; cysteine-type deubiquitinase activity
Source: RefSeq, a predicted model, not a curated record